This is a messenger RNA of Egretta garzetta (little egret), 576 nucleotides long. RefSeq names its product proopiomelanocortin (gene POMC). The record is from RefSeq and is a predicted model, not a curated record. Gene Ontology annotation, cellular component: extracellular region. Gene Ontology annotation, molecular function: hormone activity. The transcript is spliced from 4 exons. NCBI's taxonomy places the organism in Eukaryota, Metazoa, Chordata, Aves, Pelecaniformes, Ardeidae. The coding region runs from base 1 to 576 and encodes 191 amino acids.
AUGGGCGCCGAGUGCCACAUGGAAGAGGCGAACGGGCCGAGCGGCCUGUGGGGCAGCCUGCCCGUGGUGCUGGGGCUGCUGCUCUGGCACCCCGCCGGCGCCAGCGGCCCGUGCUGGGAGAGCAGCAAAUGCCAGGACCUCACCAGCGAGGCUGGCAUUUUGGGACCGGCGCGGUGGGCUGGGGGAGGAGGGCUGGAACGGGAGGAAGGCAAACGCUCCUACUCCAUGGAGCACUUUCGCUGGGGGAAGCCAGUGGGGCGCAAGAGGAGACCCAUCAAGGUCUACCCCAAUGGGGUGGAGGAGGAGUCCGCUGAGAGCUACCCGCUGGAGUUCAGGCGGGAGCUGGCGCUCAGCGGCACCGGGGCACCGCCCGAGGAGGAGGAGGAGGAGGAAGACCAGGAGGAAGAGGAGGAGAAGAAGGCUGGCAGCUCCUACCGCAUGCGCCAUUUCCGCUGGCACGCGCCCUUGAAGGACAAGCGCUACGGGGGCUUCAUGACCUCGGAGCACAGCCAGACCCCCCUAGUGACUCUCUUCAAGAACGCCAUCAUCAAAAGCGCCUACAAGAAGGGGCAGUGA